Messenger RNA from Ectocarpus sp. CCAP 1310/34, 350 nucleotides. The record is from the annotation of a GenBank genome assembly. Lineage: Eukaryota; Phaeophyceae; Ectocarpales; Ectocarpaceae.
AUGGGAGCAACCCCAAGCAACACGCGACAAAAGGAGUUCGUUGCGGAGAUCGAGGGAUGGCCAGGGUUUGUAGAAAGGAUGUGCAUGACCUCUUCGGAUGUCUCUGGCAUCGCAACGGCUUUUGUAAAGGCAACCGAAAGCAGCGACGGAAAAUAUUUGCAGCGAGCGGACUUUGAACACUGGCUGGACAUGGGAAGCAAGCCCAAGCCGGUGGAGGAACGCCUUUUCGAAGUGUUCAUCGUCAACUCAGAGGAACAGCAGGUACAUCAAUUCUCGGGGGGAGGGGGGCGUUUUCUUAUGUUUUGCAUGCCUUGGCGAUUAGACCAUUGACCACGCGUCCUCGAGAAGAC